UGCCAGGACUAAGAAAAACAGUCUGAGUACCUGUGCGGUCCUGGAAAAGCGCGAUAGUAACUACGCAUAGUGUGCGUGCAAGAGUGAAAUCUGGACAUUUCUGACGUGCUUGACGUGAUAUUUAAGCAAUUUUACCAGCAAAAAAUGCACGUAGCAAGACCCGAAACUUUUUUUUUUCAUAUAUUUCUCUGCGUGACUUUUCCUUAAUAUUCAAAUGCAAACUGAACACUCACCCCCUCAGCUUUGCACUGGUACUCAUUAGACUUGAAAAUUGUUUGUCUCUAAUUGUUACUUUUUUGAUUUCUCGGCAUUGUUUUCCCCGCGAAAUGGGGUGGACCCAACAUCACUUCUCCACCUUGUUACAUACGGUUUCGGGCCCUUUUUUAAGUGUUUUUCCUCGCAAGCUGUGCGUUUAAGAGUAGAAUUUGGACAUUUCUGACGUUCCUAACGUGAUUUUUGAGCAAUUUUACCCGCAAAAAGUAUACGUAGCAAGCUGUUUUUCUGGUAAGCAGCAGACCCAUUUACGUGGAAAGCACCCUUAUUACAGAGGUACUACGUAAAAGACGCACAUGGGUAGUGCGGGUACCACUACAUCAACGUGACGUUGAUCGAGCAAAAAAAUCAAUUUCAUCCGUCCUGAUGAGACAUAAACUAGGUAUGUUACAAUCAUUCACUCGUGUUCCUCUGUUACUCCUACUUGCUGAAAAUAGGUGCUCACAUAAUUUUUCUACUGAUUUAGGAUGUCUUUGAAGUGGGUGUUUUUGUUGAUUUAUUGGAGCCAUAUAGCUGCAUCAGAAGAUCAAAGGAUUCAUUUGAUGGAUAUAUCAAUGAUCUGCCUCAAUUUUACGAGCUCAACUGAUAUCACUAUUUGCUCUCAAGAAAAAGAGAUAUCCUCAAAUAUCCUGCAUGGUUUCCCUCUUGAACCCGUCAUGCUUCUCAAGGACGAAUUCGACGCACGGAAAAUACAUGGAAUAAUUAGAAGACUAUUUGUUAGCCUGAUUGGAGCUCACUUCCAGGGAGAAUUCAAUUUGUCCUGCGAUGCAGAAUGCGUUCACGCGAACGGACACAAGGUGUGUUCUUGCUUCAACUCCAGCCUGGAUAAAAACGAAGACACCUCUCUUGCCAAUCACAGCUCAACUCCAGACAGUUCAACAUCAGGAGUGCACUUGAUAUUUCUGGAGUCGGGAAGUGACUCGAACCGACCCUCCACCGGGGCAACUCUCGAGCCACGAGAUUCCCUCCGAAGAAGACCCAGAUCGUCCUGCGGUUGCGGGCUCGGAAGCAUGCUCAGCGCUAUUUUCGGGAGCAGAAGUCGAAGGAGACUUACGAACUCCCAGCGAGGUCAGUUUGGAUCUCGUGGUAGCCACUCUGCAGGGAGUCGCAGGAGCGAGAACAAUCCACCUCCACCUUUACGUAUGCCUCUGAGAAACCCGCACCAGCGAUGGGUGGGCACGGGUGGACAUGGAGCUGAAUCUCCUGAUGCGGUUCUCGGUACUGCGUUUUCAACCCCUGGUGUAUCACCCUCACGGCGCUCACCCUAGACCGCAUCCGCGGGGAAACGAACUCCAGCUGGCCGAUUAUUGAACUUGUGUAUUUGUCGGGCGGACAUUAGAAUAUAGUUAUAGUUAAACGGUGGAUCAUGUUUGGUCGGCUAUGUUUUAUCGCUGCUUUGUAUUGCCUUUGUCAGGUGGAAUAGACGACAUACUGACGGGAA
Molecule: messenger RNA, 1714 nt
Organism: Bemisia tabaci
Lineage: Eukaryota; Metazoa; Arthropoda; Insecta; Hemiptera; Aleyrodidae
Source: RefSeq, a predicted model, not a curated record